ACAUGUCUACAUCCCAGCGGCUGCCACUUGCCAUGCUCUCGCUCCGCUGUACCCUAACGUGCACCAAAGAUACACCGAAUCCAUAUAUCCAUUUUCUUUCUUAUUACACGCAAGGAGUAACUUGUCCGAAGAGGCGCGCGGCGAAUUUUGUUGCAGCUCUGAGUCUGAUGUGUUGGUAAACGAUCCCUGUCGUCCCGUCCGAGUUCGGAUUUGCAAUAUCUGAAACGGAAGCUUUUAGUUGAUCCCGUUUACCCUUUUCUCGUCUCUAUUGAUCGAGUAUAUAUAUGUGUCGCGCAUUGCUUGUCCCCACCGGUUUCUUCUGUUUCUCUUCUUUCCCCGCUCUUUCUCUCCUACUUCAUCCACCGAUGAUAGAUAGAAGGUAGAGGCCGAGGUUCUGUAGCUUCUCCGGCGGCUGCUGAGUGAGAACCUGUUGGCGGUCUUUUCAAGCGUGCAGAAAAUAUUGUAGUUGCUGUGAGAUGUCAAGUUCGAUAUAGUCAAUCAUAUAAAAAGGAAAUGGGUGGGUGUUGCUGCUCCUCAAGAACUGCGUCAGGCGGAAUAUCUGUUUACUACCAAUAUCCACAGGAUUUCGAGGACAAUGAACCUCUGCCUUCCACUCAUGACGCACAAAUUAAUGCUGGAAGCACUGAAAACUAUGCAAGCAAAAAUGAGCAGAGGCAGUCAGCAGAUUCCUUAUCAAUGAGAGAUAAAACUUUAGAUUGGUGUGAUGAUUUGAUAGACCCCAAGAAUAAAGAAGAAUUUUCACACAUACACAGCCCCACAAGUUUUUCAACCGAUGAUGAUGAUGUUUGUCCCAUUUGUCUUGAAGAGUAUGAUGAUGAGAACCCUCGUAUUUUUACAAAAUGUAAACAUCAUUUUCACCUUUCGUGCAUACUUGAAUGGUUUGAGAGGAGCAAUAAGUGCGCCGUAUGUGAUCAGCUUAUGGAGGUUGCAGAUAUGGAUCUGUUUGACCGAACCAUGCAGGUGAGGCCAUUUGGAUGAAAUGAUUUCUUACCUGAUAGCCCAUUACAUGACCGAGUCUGAAAGCUUCAUAAGCCUUGUUUAAUGGUUUAGUUUGUUGGAUGAACAAAGAAAACUUAUUAGGCGAGGAGAACUUCUCUUUGAAAUUCAGCAGAACUGAUGGGUGGGCUUCUGAGCUCGAGCACCUCUUUAGCGUUGUUCCAUGUUUUUUUCUACGGUCCACUUUAUUUUGAUUUUUGUUUAUAUUAUGUACCGAUUUUCUUUGAAUAGAGUUCCUGAUGUGCCAGUCAUUCAUUAAUUUACAGAUCUGCGAAAUCUGAUUAUUUGGUUGUAAAAUUCUUG
This is a messenger RNA of Phalaenopsis equestris, 1320 nucleotides long. Its product is annotated as probable E3 ubiquitin-protein ligase RHB1A. The coding region runs from base 514 to 999 and encodes 161 amino acids. The transcript has 6 exons. The record is from RefSeq and is a predicted model, not a curated record. Gene Ontology annotation, molecular function: ubiquitin-protein transferase activity. NCBI's taxonomy places the organism in Eukaryota, Viridiplantae, Streptophyta, Magnoliopsida, Asparagales, Orchidaceae.